Molecule: messenger RNA, 621 nt
Organism: Penicillium argentinense
Lineage: Eukaryota; Fungi; Ascomycota; Eurotiomycetes; Eurotiales; Aspergillaceae
Product: PRKRIP1 family protein
Exons: 1
Coding region: 1-621 (206 amino acids)
Biological process (GO): negative regulation of protein kinase activity
Cellular component (GO): nucleolus
Molecular function (GO): double-stranded RNA binding; protein kinase inhibitor activity; protein kinase binding
Source: RefSeq, a predicted model, not a curated record
AUGUCCGAACCAGGCCGCGAGUCUAUUCCAACAAGCGCCGACCCGAAAAGCCGGCGCCCAACAAAGCGUCGCGCCUUGUCGCCGACAUCCGAACAAGCGAAGGCAAUCGAAGCACUCUUUAAGAACCCCCCGAAGAACCCAAUUUUCAGCACCGAAGUCCAGCGUACCGGGCCUUCGAUCGCACCGCCUCCGGAAAUUGUCGCCAACGUCCAGGGUUCCUCGGCUGGUGCAGGCUCCGGCGAGUUCCACGUGUACAAGGCUAGUCGGCGUCGCGAGUAUGAUCGGCUACGCGCGAUGCAGGAGGAGGUGGAUGAGGAGAAGCAGAAUGCGGAGCAUGAGAAGCGUCGGGCGGAGAUGAAGCGACAGGAUGAGGAGAAGACGGCGAAAAAUCGACGUAGGAGACAGAAGAAAAUGGCUGCGCGCUCUGGGAAGAAGGGUGGCGAUGGUGAGAAGCCUACUAGUGGUAUAGCUGGACCUCGGGCUCCUGGUCCCUCGCAGGAUGGUGCCGGUGAUGCUAAGCCGAUUAAGAAUAAGGGACCUGGUCCUUCGGGUGACUAUGCUGUUGAUCCUGAAGGUCAGCAAGUUGAGCCGCAAGGUGUGAUUUUUGCCUCGGACGACUAG